AUGCUAAUAUUUAAUCAUAAUUCUUUGGGAAGCUACUCAACUGGAGAUCUUGCAUUUAUUGGUGCUCUUACUAACUGCACCCGACUAGAGAUUUUAGAGGUUGCUUCGAAUAAGCUUGGGGGUGAUUUACCGACUUCCAUUGCCAAUUUGUCCACAAACCUCAACGAUUUAAGCCUUGGAAAAAAUCUUAUCACAGGAAGCAUUCCUCACAACAUUGGAAAUCUCAUUAACUUACAAGAAUUUGCGAUUGGAGGUAAUAUGUUGACAGGACCAAUACCAACGUCUAUCGGCAAAAUUUUAGGAUUGAGGUUAUUAUAUCUCCAUACAAACAGAUUCUCAGGAGAGAUACCAUCUUCUAUAGGCAACCUCACAUGGCUAGAAAAUCUCGAUGUGGCCAACAAUAGUUUGGAAGGAACCAUUCCUCAGAGUAUUGGUAACUGCAGUUCCAUGCUACAUUUGAAGAUUGCGUCUAAUAAGUUGAAUGGGACUAUACCUCGGGAAGUUCUAGAAAUCCGGUCGCUUAUUCACUUAAGCAUGUCAAAUAAUUAUUUGAUAGGCUCUGUGCCAAAAGAUAUUGGGCGACUUGAAAAUCUUGUUGGGCUAUAUGCUGCUCAUAAUAAAUUAUCAGGAGAACUACCACAGAGUCUUGGAAAGUGUCUCUCGAUGGUACAACUACAUCUCCAAGAAAAUUCUUUUGAUGGAACCAUUCCAGAUAUCAGAAGAUUGGUGGAUGUUAGAGCAGUUGAUUUAUCAAGAAAUCGUCUCUCUGGAACUAUACCUGAAUAUUUUGUGAACUUUUCCAAACUGAAGUAUCUCAAUUUAUCCAUCAACAAUCUAGAAGGAAGGGUGCCAGCACAAGGAAAAUUCAAGAAUGCUACUAUAGUUUCGGUAUUUGGGAACCAACAUCUAUGUGGAGGCAUCAAGGAGCUGAAGCUAAAGCCUUGCAUUGUCCAAGAACCACCAAUGGAGACGAAGCAUUCCAGCCGUUUGAAGAAAGUUGUGAUUGGGGUCAGCGUAGGCAUAACUUUGCUUCUGGUGUUGUUCACAUGUCUUGUUUCUUUACGUUGGUUCAUAAAAAGAAAGAAGCAGCAGCAUACUGAUAGUACAACUCCUUCUUCGUUGGAGAUUUUGCAUGAGAAGAUAAGUUAUGGAGAUCUUCGCAAUGCGACAGAUGGCUUCUCUUCAAGCAACAUGAUUGGAUCAGGCAGUUUUGGUACUGUAUUUAAAGCAUUACUUCCGACGGAGAACAAGGUUGUUGCGGUGAAAGUUCUAAACAUGCAGAGGCGUGGAGCAAUGAAGAGUUUUAUGGCAGAAUGUGAAUCCUUGAAAGACAUAAGGCAUCGUAAUCUUGUUAAACUGUUGACGGCAUGUUCGAGUAUUGAUUUCCAAGGAAAUCAAUUCAGAGCUCUCAUCUAUGAGUUCAUGCCUAAUGGAAGCUUGGAUAUGUGGUUGCACCCGGAGGAAGUGGAAGAGAUUCGUAGGCCCUCAAGAACUUUGACACUUCUUGAAAGGCUCAACAUAGCGAUAGAUGUGGCUUCUGUUUUGGACUAUCUUCAUGUUCAUUGCCAUGAACCCAGAGCUCAUUGCGAUCUUAAGCCAAGCAACGUCCUCCUAGAUGAUGAUUUAACUGCCCAUGUUAGCGACUUUGGUCUUGCACGAAUCCUCCUCAAAUUCGACAAGGAGUAUUUCCUCAAUCAACUCAGCUCAGCCGGAGUCAGAGGCACAAUCGGCUAUGCCGCACCAGAAUAUGGAACAGGAGGACAACCAUCAAUACAUGGUGAUGUGUAUAGCUUUGGGGUUCUCCUUCUGGAGAUGUUCACUGGAAAAAGACCAACCAAUGAGUUAUUUGGGGGAAACGUUACUCUUUGUAGCUACAUCAAAUCUGCAUUGCCAGAGCAAGCAUUGGAUGUUGCGGACGAAUCCAUCCUUCACAGCGGGCUUAGAGUCGGUUUCCCAAUUGCUGAGUGCUUGAGGUUGGUUUUCGAGGUGGGACUUAGGUGCUGUGAAGAAUCUCCUACGAACCGGUUGGCAACGAGUGAAGUUCUCAAAGAAUUAGUCUCAGUCAAGGAGAGGUUCUUCAGAGCCAGAAGGACAACAAGACGUUGA
Messenger RNA from Microthlaspi erraticum, 2106 nucleotides. NCBI's taxonomy places the organism in Eukaryota, Viridiplantae, Streptophyta, Magnoliopsida, Brassicales, Brassicaceae. The record is from the annotation of a GenBank genome assembly.